This is a messenger RNA of Phragmites australis (common reed), 918 nucleotides long. RefSeq names its product small ribosomal subunit protein uS7-like. Gene Ontology annotation, molecular function: mRNA binding; rRNA binding; structural constituent of ribosome. The record is from RefSeq and is a predicted model, not a curated record. The transcript has 4 exons. Bases 115 to 720 code for a protein of 201 amino acids. Gene Ontology annotation, cellular component: cytosolic small ribosomal subunit; ribosome. Gene Ontology annotation, biological process: translation; ribosomal small subunit assembly. Lineage: Eukaryota; Viridiplantae; Streptophyta; Magnoliopsida; Poales; Poaceae.
CCUCUCAAUCCCCGCGAGCCGCGCCGUCUCUAGGGUUUACUCGCUCGCAGCCGCCGCCGCUCCCACCGCGCGCAGCAGAAGCAGAAGCGGCGCGUUGCUCUCUCGACCCCGGCCAUGGCGGAGGUGGUGGAGCAGCAGCAGCAGCAGGACGUGAAGCUCUUCAACCGCUGGACUUUCGAGGAUGUCCAGGUGAACGACAUCUCGCUGGCCGACUACCUGGCGGUGUCGUCGACGAAGCACGCGACGUACCUGCCGCACACGGCCGGACGGUACUCGAAGAAGCGGUUCCGCAAGGCGCAGUGUCCCAUUGUGGAGCGCCUCACCAACUCCCUCAUGAUGCACGGGCGCAACAACGGCAAGAAGAUCUUGGCUGUGCGCAUUAUUAAGCACACCAUGGAGAUCAUCCACCUCCUCACCGACGCCAACCCCAUCCAGGUGAUCGUGGACGCGAUCAUCAACAGCGGGCCACGUGAGGACGCCACCCGUAUUGGUUCUGCUGGUGUUGUGAGGAGGCAGGCUGUGGAUAUCUCGCCCUUGAGAAGGGUGAACCAGGCCAUCUACCUCCUCACCACUGGUGCCAGGGAGAGUGCUUUCAGGAACAUCAAGACCAUUGCCGAGUGCCUUGCAGAUGAGUUGAUCAACGCUGCCAAGGGCUCAUCCAACAGCUAUGCCAUUAAGAAGAAGGAUGAGAUUGAGCGUGUUGCAAAGGCGAACCGUUGAGUGGAGCUUGCGUCCCGGUGCACUGGAGCUCUUGGAAUAUUGAUGGCAGGAAUUUUUGUUCUGUUUCCUGAUUUUUAGACUUUUGAGACUUUGUUGUGGUUUUACUUCGAAUGAACAAUGAAAAUUAUCCACAAGAUUUAGUUGUGCGUUUGGGAUUUGAAAUGCCAGGUGCCUGAUUUAUCGAACACAAUUCUUGUU